Molecule: messenger RNA, 774 nt
Organism: Halteromyces radiatus
Lineage: Eukaryota; Fungi; Mucoromycota; Mucoromycetes; Mucorales; Cunninghamellaceae
Product: kinase-like domain-containing protein
Exons: 4
Biological process (GO): protein phosphorylation; intracellular signal transduction
Cellular component (GO): cytoplasm
Molecular function (GO): protein serine/threonine kinase activity; ATP binding
Source: RefSeq, a predicted model, not a curated record
UAUAGAAAUAUAUGUACGCUAGGAAAAGGCAAUUUUGGAAAAGUUUUAUUAGCAGAGGAUCUGACCACUGGUGAGCAAGUAGCGAUCAAAGUAGUAGAUAAACGAUUAUUCAAAAAUGGAGAUCAGAAACAACAUGCACAAAGAGAACAAUCUAUAUGUGAAGAGUUUGCUACGGAAUUGAAACAUAAGAAUAUUGUGCAAAUUUAUGAUGUGAUAUCCGAUGAAGAAUGUAUUUAUGUGGUGAUGGAAUACGUACAAGGCGGAGAGUUAUUUGAUCGUAUCAAGCAAGAUCAAAAACUUACCGAACCUCUUGCUCGUCGCUGGUUUCGAGAAAUCGUAGAGGCCGUUUCCUAUAUUCAUGAGAAUGGCAUUGUUCAUAGAGACUUGAAACCAGAAAAUGUUUUAAUCGAUAAAAAGCAAAGAGUUAGAGUAUGUGAUUUUGGAUUUGGAAAAAGAAUCAGAGAAAGACAAGAGGUACUUAGUACUUAUUGUGGUAGUCCUUUCUAUGCAGCACCGGAAAUGGUAACCGCUACACCUUAUCGAGGUCCACCAGUGGAUAUGUGGAGUUGUGGAGUGAUCCUUUAUGCCAUGUUGACAGGUACAUUACCGUUUCAAGGUGAUGAUAUGCCACAAUUAUUUCGUAAGAUUAGCCAUGGCUUAUAUAAUACGCCUCGAUUUAUAUCUCCCGAUGCAGCCCAUUUGAUCAACCGACUGUUAUGUAAAAAUGCCAAAGAUCGUAUUACGGCAGCUGCUUGUUUGGAUCAUCCUUGGUUA